AUGGACCCAAGCAGCAACAGCAGAAGAAGAAGAAUUGCCGUUGGAGGAGGAGCCGUUGUUGCUGCAGGCUCUGUUUGGGAAACGAGAAUGCAGACCGACGACGAAGUUAGUAACAAUAAAGCCAUUGUCAAUGUCAAGGCCAUUCAUCUUCAUGCUGUCGACGAACACGACAAUUCUAACAAGCAGAUGAGCUUAAAGGAGACUGCUUUAGGGGUUAAUGGAAAGCGAAGGACUUGGAAGUCCGAUGUGAAGAGCUCAUCCACUGAGAUCAGUCGAGCCGAUUCCUCUCUGAAGCUCACGAGGCCGAGAUCGUUCGGUAGUACUCCUCCGGUGACGCCGAGGAGAUCAAUUGGCACUCCUCCUCCGAUGACGCCGAGGAGAUCGAUCACUAGUGACUCCAGUGAUAAUAAGAGUUUGACUGUGUCGGUGUCGGUGAAGAAGACGAGAUCUGAUUCCGUGGAAGGGAUUGAGAAGACUCCGGGUCGGGUUAAGAAGACCCGAUCGGAACUCUGCACGGCGAUCGUGAAAUCCGGUGAAUUUGAUUCAGCUCCGUUGAGAAAAGUGAAUUCAUUGCCAGCUCGCAAUUCCGAGAAAUCCGAUGAGAAAACAGAGCAUGUCGAUGUACUUCCAGAAGAGAAGAAAGACGAGACUGUAACCGAGAAGCUGCAGAUCACAGACGAAAUUAAGGAGUUUGGUGUCUGUCAGGAGACAGUCGUCUCCGCUAAUACGAACGAAGAUGAGCAGAUCGAAAAUGGCGAUCACGAGGAGGAGGAGAGAGAAGCGGAGAAGCAGAGUGUUGAUGUGAAAGAAAUGAAUGUAGCGAAGGAGGUUAGCAAGAACAGAGUCAGUAUUGAAACUAAAAAAUACAGUCAAUUUCACAACAGAAAAGCUCCGUCGCCGUCUUCCGUCCGUAAAAUCCCGGCUCCGGUAAUCAAAAGAGCAACUCCCGUUUAUUCGGUCCCACCAAGCAAAGAUAGAAUUACAGAGGAAGGACACAACUUUACUCAGCCACAGAGCAAAUUACAGAGUCUAGUGGAUCUGGUGAUGUGGAGAGAGGCAUCAAGGUCGGCGCUUGUCUUCGGUCUCGGAACAUUCCUCAUAAUCUCUUCUUCAUACGCCAACGAUCUCAACUUCAGCUUCAUAUCAGUGGUAGCGUACAUGGGACUCAUAUAUCUGGGAGUCAUGUUCGUAUUCAAAUCAGUCAUCCACAGGGGAAUAGUGGAGGAGGAGGAGGAGAGGCAUAAAGAGGGUGGAGUGAGAGAGGAAGACGUCAAGAGAAUGCUCAGACUCAUAAUGCCUUACCUCAACGAGUCUCUGCUUCAACUCAAAACCUUUUUCUCCGGAGAUCCAUCCACCACCCUCAAGAUGGGAGUGGUGCUGUUCGUUCUGGCCAGGUGUGGCUCUUCUAUCACUCUUUGGAACCUUGCCAAAUUUGGCUUUUUGGGAGCAUUUACAGUGCCGAAAAUAUUCAUCUCCUACUCAACACACUUCUCUGCUUACGGUAAGUUCUGGGUGAGGAGAUUCAGGGACGCAUGGGAAUCAUGUAAUCACAAAAAAGCGGUGGCUUUAACACUCUUCACCCUCGUCUGGAACCUCUCCUCCGUCGUUGCCCGUGUUUGGGCUGCAUUCAUGUUAUUCGUCGCCUUUAGAUAUUAUCAGCAGAAGAUGAUCUGGACGACUGAUCAAGACGAUGAUGAGGAUGAGGAGGAGGAAGAGGAUGAGGAAAAUGUAGUAGACGAUGACGAUGAAGAAGAAGAAGAACAAGUCCCUAAGCUAAAAAGAGCUGCUUAUAUGAUGAUGAUGCCUAAUAAACUCAAGAAAAAUUCUUAA
Messenger RNA from Microthlaspi erraticum, 1830 nucleotides. Lineage: Eukaryota; Viridiplantae; Streptophyta; Magnoliopsida; Brassicales; Brassicaceae. The record is from the annotation of a GenBank genome assembly.